AUGAUGGAGCCUAACCCGUCCGGCACCGUUAGGCUACAGCAACUUUCAGCAAGUUACAAGAGGACGAGGUCCUUAUCCGAAACUCUAAGACCAGCGACACAAGCCAUGGACAGUGACUCCUCCUCUACGAACAAGUUUGUUCCAGAAUAUAGACGCACAAACUUCAAAAAUAAGGGUAGAUUCUCUGCCGAUGAGUUGCGCCGCCGCAGAGAUACCCAGCAAGUUGAGCUGAGGAAGGCAAAGCGAGACGAAGCGCUAGCCAAGCGUAGAAAUUUCGCCGCGCCCCCAGACGGUGCAGACUCCGAGGACGAGGACGAGGCCGCCAGCACCGCUGACCAGCAAUUCUACCAGCAGCUUCAGCAAGAGUUGCCCCAAAUGAUCCAACAGAUCAACUCCACAGACCUGCAGGAGCAGCUGAACGCUACCGUCAAGUUCAGACAAAUUCUGUCACGCGAGCACCGCCCACCAAUCGACACCGUGAUCCAGUCCGGUGUGGUGCCUAACCUCGUGAACUUCAUGAACGAGAACCAGCCCGAGAUGCUGCAGCUGGAAGCCGCGUGGGCGCUCACGAACAUUGCGUCAGGGUCCUCAGACCAGACUAAGGUUGUCGUCGAGGCCGGAGCCGUGCCCCUUUUCAUACAGCUACUGUACUCGGGCUCCAUCGAAGUCAAAGAGCAGGCUAUCUGGGCCCUCGGUAACGUUGCCGGUGACUCCACCGGUUACAGAGACUACGUGUUGAGCUGCGGUGCCAUGCAACCCAUUUUGGCCCUGUUUGACCUGAGCAAGACGUCACUCAUCAGAACGGCGACCUGGACUCUCUCCAACCUGUGCCGUGGUAAGAAACCACAGCCAGACUGGGGUGUCGUGUCGCAAUCCCUGCCAACACUGGCCAAGCUCAUUUACUCUAUGGACACAGAGACUUUGGUCGACGCAUGCUGGGCCAUCUCCUACCUCUCCGACGGUCCUGCAAACAACAUACAAGCAGUCAUUGACGCAAGAAUCCCCAAGAGACUUGUUGAGCUGCUCAACCAUCAGUCCACACUCGUUCAGACACCUGCUCUGAGAGCUGUGGGUAACAUUGUCACUGGUAAUGAUCUACAGACCCAAGUAGUAAUUAACUGUGGGGUCCUCGGGGCACUAAGAAACCUUCUCAGCUCCACCAAAGAGUCCAUUAGAAAAGAAGCUUGCUGGACCAUCUCUAACAUUACUGCCGGUAACACAGACCAGAUCCAAGCUGCUAUCGACGCUAACUUGAUACCAGCUUUAGUCAAGCUUUUGGAAACUGCCGACUACAAAACCAAGAAAGAAGCUUGUUGGGCCAUUUCUAACGCUUCUUCAGGGGGUCUGCAAAAGCCAGAGAUUAUUAGAUACCUGGUCUCCCAGGGCAGCAUAAAGCCACUCUGUGACUUGCUAGAAAUUGCGGAUAAUAGAAUAAUCGAGGUUACACUUGAUGCUCUAGAAAACAUUUUGAAGAUGGGUGAAGCUGACAAGGAGGCUCGUGGUCUGCACAUUAAUGAAAAUGCCGACUACAUAGAGAGAGCCGGCGGCGUUGACAAAAUCUUCAACUGCCAGCAAAACGAAAACGAAAAGAUUUACGAAAAGGCCUUCAAUAUUAUCGAGCAAUACUUUGGUGAGGAUGAGGAUGCUCUGGACGAAAGCAUGGCCCCACAAACCGCAGGAAACACCUUCGGCUUCGGAUCCAACGUUAACCAACAAUUCAACUUCAACUGA
This is a messenger RNA of Lachancea thermotolerans CBS 6340, 1731 nucleotides long. It is a transcript of the gene SRP1, whose product is annotated as karyopherin alpha. The record is from RefSeq and is a predicted model, not a curated record. Gene Ontology annotation, molecular function: protein binding; nuclear import signal receptor activity. Bases 1 to 1731 code for a protein of 576 amino acids. NCBI's taxonomy places the organism in Eukaryota, Fungi, Ascomycota, Saccharomycetes, Saccharomycetales, Saccharomycetaceae. Gene Ontology annotation, biological process: NLS-bearing protein import into nucleus. The transcript has a single exon. Gene Ontology annotation, cellular component: cytoplasm; nucleoplasm; nucleus.